CUCAACGACGCCAACCUCUGUCCCGGUUUCGCCUUUGUCUCCACUCCAUCCAAGGGCGACAAGAAGGUGGGAACGAAGGAGGCAGUUGAUGGUGGCCUGUAUCCGGUGGGGGGAAUUCCCAAACCUACGAAAAGCAGCAGCACGGGGGCUCGCUCGUGCGCCGUCAACUGGACCAAGAUCGAGAUGUGCAUCGAGUGCAAGGCGGAGUCGGUCGGCGAUGAUCCCUUCGAUGAAAGCAAACCCAACAACGCUCCCGACGCUGAAAAACGUCAGCACAAUCUCGGCCAGAUUCUGGCCUACGCUCAGCUUGUCUACGACAACCAGCAGCGUACGCAUCAGUUCAUGCUCCUCUUCCUCGGGACGCUCGCCCGCAUUGUCUACAUUGAUCGCUCCGGGAUCUUCGCUACCCAGAAGUUCGACUACAAGGCGGAUGCAACCUAUGUUGUCGAAUUUCUCUGGCGCUUCGCCCGUCUCCGGGACCAGACGAAGCGGGGACACGACACUACUGCCGAGCGCAUUCCGCACCACAGCACGCUCGGAAGGAAGAUGAAGAAGAUCGCGGAGAAGGUCGCCGACGAUUCCAAAGACUACGCGCACGUGCAGUUCAAGAAAUCGCUGGGCUCCUCUUCGGUUUGGUGGCGUCUGACUGUCAAGGACGAGUUCGCCAAGGGGGAGGAGCGGACGUUCCUCGUUGGACAGCCCCACUUCAAUGCCCCCGGGGUGUCCGGGCGCGGUACGCGGGGGUACAUCGCUCUCGACUAUGACCAGCUCGACAAUCCUGCACCCAAGUUCGUCUAUCUCAAAGAUGCAUGGCGGGUCGUCCACGAGGAUAUCGACAAAGAAGGCGACACCCUGCGCACCCUCAACAGCGCGAAAGUACUCUAUGUCCCGACGGUGUUGCAUCAUGGGGACCUUGGCCAGUUCACUCGUAGCCCUGAGCUCUGGGUCACAUAUCAUCGUGACGUCGCUCCUGACACGCGCUGCCCGCUGAAGAAGCAUUCGCACUACCGGCUUGUGGUGAAGGAAGUCGGGAGACCUUUGGAGGAUUUCUACAAUGGCCAGGGGCUUGUCAAUGCCAUAUAUUGCUGCGUACACGCGCACUCGGAGGCCUACGCAAAAGGGAUCAUCCAUCGGGAUAUCAGCGUUGGCAACAUGCUGCUUUACACCAACGAGAAGAACAUUGAAUGCGGACUGCUUAACGACUGGGAGCUAUCGAAGCACGUAGAUGAUGAGAGUCCCGAAGGGCGACAGCUCGAUCGCACGGGCACUUGGGAAUUCCUCUCCGUGUUUGCCCACCACGAACCAGAGAAGACGAUCCUGGUUCCGGAUGAGCUCGAAUCAUUCUUUCACGCCCUUCUCUACAUGGCGAUACGCUUCCUUCCCCACAACUGCCAGAACGUUGGUGCUUUCAUCCACGACUACUUCGAAGACUACCUGCAAGUGUCCAAUGGGGACUAUCGAUGCGGUCCCGCCAAGAAAAGAGCUAUCAAUGUCGGUCACAUU
Molecule: messenger RNA, 1503 nt
Organism: Trametes versicolor FP-101664 SS1
Lineage: Eukaryota; Fungi; Basidiomycota; Agaricomycetes; Polyporales; Polyporaceae
Exons: 3
Biological process (GO): protein phosphorylation
Molecular function (GO): protein kinase activity
Source: RefSeq, a predicted model, not a curated record